AUGAACAUCUUCCGAAGCUUAAUCGGCAAAGUCUGGCAAGAUCCAAAUGCUGCAGAGGUUGUGAAGAUACCUUCUGGCCAACUUCAUCUCGUGCGACCGGGAAACAUUAGAACAUCGCGCGAAUGCAUCUACAACGAUUGCAUGGCAACUGUUCGCCGCCUUCCCUCGAUUGAACACAAUUUCCAACUUGUGAUAACCAAAGUGUAUGAAGAUGGAGACCAGGACCUGCUGGAGGAUGAGGACGAGACCGAUGAAGAGAAAGUAUUCCUGAUCAGUGAAGAGCUCGAAUUCAGGCCUGGAGAGACAGACGGCGAACCUAAUUUUAUGUGGCGCGACCUUCAUGGAGAUGUUGACGAGUUCUAUGAAUUUGUCGCGGCUGGCACCAACGCACCAACUUGCGCCUUUUUCGAGACGUGCAUGUAUCGCGCCAUGUACGAACGCAAAUACAAGAAGGGUGCGGACAGUGUCCCAGAUGCAGCCUUGGAAGAGUUUAUGUGGCGCCCUCCUGCAACACCUAAGGCCAACCCAAGACGGAAGGUCUCCAAGAAAGCAGAAACUACUGUGGUCGACUCGUCUCCGCAGAAUCCCAUUGUGGUGGAUGAAGAAGAGCAACCCUCUCAGUCCUCUCAAUCGAUAAACCAAGUGGACCAACAGUUCAUGGCGAACAUGAAUGUUUUCUUCGAGGAAGAGGCGGAACUCUAUCUUUGGGAUGCCGACAGCUGGGAUUUCCGUAACGACGGAAUCGUCGUUGCAAGGAUCAUGCAGCAGAAGGAUGCUGAAUUUGUGUUCUGGCUAUCAGCUUCAAAUGACACGGGUCUGCUUCUUGCGCACACCAUAUGUUCGGAAAUAAAUCAGCGUUUCUCCCACAAAAUGCUCUCGUUGACUUGGAACCACAUCGACAGCAACGGCACUCCAAGCAGCUGGCUGUUCCGAUUCCUCAACCAAGAAGAUUUUGGCAAAGUGUUCGAGUUGUUCACCAAGUGCCAAUGGCAAACACUACACCGGGUUCCAUGGGGCAAGAUGAAGCCCGAGGAGCAAAGCUAUGUCUUGAGUUCCAAUGAGGAUGUCGAAAUGAAGGAUGUCGACGAUGAGGAAGAAGACGAAGAUGAGGUUGCUUCUGACUUGAACCCUGAUGAGGAGGCGAGCGACGAAGAGGAAGAAGAAUAUGAAGAUGAGGACGAAUCGAAGGCACCAAUCACUGGCGACAAGAACUCUCAGUUAACUGUUGGCUAUAAAGGCGAUCGUUCUUAUGUCCUUCGCGGGAACAAUAUUGGUGUCUUCAGUCGUUCUAGUGAUGGCACGGUCAAGUAUUAUGCAACAGUGAGCAAUAUUGCUACACCGAAAGGAAAGAGCUUUAAGCCCAAGAAUGUCAUGUUGCACGACCAAGACACGAAGAUGAUUCUUCAGAAUCCAUUGGAUCCCAACUCUCUGUAUAGCAUGGAUCUCGAACGCGGCAAAGUGGUUGAAGAGUGGAAAGUACACGAUGAUAUCACCGUCGACCAUAUUGCUCCAGACCAUAAAUUUGCGCCAACGACCCGGGAGCAGACGCUGGUUGGUUCAUCCCAUAAUGCUCUCUUUCGCAUCGACCCUCGUGUAUCUGGCACCAAGCUGGUGGAAAGUCAGUUCAAACAGUACGUCAGCAAGAACAAAUUCUCCGGUGUCACGACCACGGCGUCGGGUAAACUGGCUGUGGCGAGCGAGAAGGGCGACAUCAGACUAUUUGAUUCCAUUGGAAAGAACGCGAAGACAGCUCUGCCGCCACUGGGUGAUCCUAUUCUUGGCAUCGACGUGACCGCGAGCGGACGUUGGAUUGUAGCAACAACUCAGACUUACCUCCUCUUGAUCGAUACCCUUAUUGGUGAAGGGCGCUAUCAAGGACAACUUGGGUUCGACCGAAGCUUCCCGGCGACCUCGAAGCCCCAGCCCAAACGUUUGCAAUUGAAACCUCAACACGUGUCCUAUAUGGGCGACAUUUCAUUUACACCCGCAAGAUUUAAUCAAGUCGAAGGCCAAGAAGAGAACGCCAUCGUCACUUCGAGCGGCCAGUUCGUUAUCGCUUGGGACUUCGCGAAAGUAAAGAAGGGCAAGCUUGAUCAAUAUGAGAUUAAGAAGUAUGAAGACCACGUCGUUCAGGAUAAUUUCCGAUUCGGGGAUGACAAGGAGAUUAUUGUGGCUUUGAACAAUAACGUGUUGGCUCUGAACAAGAAGAACUUGAGAAAACCCAACAGGCAUUCUCUUGCACCUCAGAGCCACUCUUCCAUUGUCAAUGCACCAUUUUAG
Messenger RNA from Cyclocybe aegerita, 2280 nucleotides. The record is from the annotation of a GenBank genome assembly. Lineage: Eukaryota; Fungi; Basidiomycota; Agaricomycetes; Agaricales; Hemipholiotaceae.